Messenger RNA from Funneliformis caledonium, 888 nucleotides. NCBI's taxonomy places the organism in Eukaryota, Fungi, Glomeromycota, Glomeromycetes, Glomerales, Glomeraceae. The record is from the annotation of a GenBank genome assembly.
AUGUCUUCUAAGCAAACUUAUACAGAUAAGGAAGCCUUUUUCGUUGAUUCAUGCGAAAGUAUUAAAAUUGAAGUCUUACAUUAUCCCCCUGAUAAUAUAAUUUUGAAUCAUCCACCAAUUUUAUUCAUUCAUGGAAUAAUUAUCGCGGCCUGGGCUUGGGAUAAUUUUUGUCGCUGGUUCUCGAAAAAAGGACAUGAUUGUUACGCUAUGAGUUUUCGAGGACAUGGACAAAGUACAAAGACUCCAAAGAAAGAUAAAUGGUGGUCAUUAAAUGAAAUCACAAAUGAUGUAUCAGCCGUAACUGAUGCAAUAAUUGCUAGGACCGGUUAUAAACCUGUUCUCGUUGGUCACUCACUUGGAGGUGGAAUUGUUCAAAAUUAUCUUAAAGAUAAUCAUCAGAAAGUGGCGGGUGGAAUUUUAUUUGCAUCAAUUUCACCGUACAGCUACAGGACAGGCUCCUUCAAAUUCUUUCUUAAAUUAUAUUCAAAUAUUCCAAUUCUUGUUAUCCUUAAAUCGCUUUUUACAUUAGAACCGUAUGCAGCAGUUGGAACUCCUAAAUUAGUGAAGAGAAGCUUUUCUAAAGCAUUUCCUGAAUCUAUGGCUAUAGAACUUCAACCAAAGUUUGAGAAGGCUAGUUUUGUCACUGGAUUGUUGGAAGUUUUUAAGUCAUUUGUGGAUCCUUCAAUAAUUAAAUGUCCUAUGAUUGUGAUUGGCGCUGAAGAGGAUAAAGUAUUUGGUUUAAAAACUAUAGAAGAAACUGCUGAAGCUUAUGGUGUUGGAUUUGAUAUCAUUGGUGGUGCUUCUCACAAUAUUAUGCUGGACCUUACAUGGGAGGAUGCUGCAAAUGUUAUUUUCAAUAGGAUCCAAGAAAGGGUUGUAAAGGAAUAA